UACCGGGUUACGCAGAAGUGAUCGUUGACCAGCAGCAGCUGCAGCCGCCUCUUUGGGAGGUGGAAUCCGGCGGUGAUGUGUGAGCUGCGGGGCUAGUAUGGAGCUGUGUCUGCGUGCUGUGCUCCUUUGUGGCCUCUGCGCCCUGUCCCUAAUCCCGGGGGCCCCAGGAAUACAGAAUGAAGACCUACGUCCAGAAGAUGACAGCCAGAGAGUAAUGCUGCAGAGCACAGACGCCAUCCCCUCAGCAGUAAACAAUGAAGACGUCCGCGGCUCAGAGAGUAUUCAGUACAAGACUGCGGAGAUUGCAGAUGCGAUGCAGACUACAGACAUACAGGCAGACCCUGCUGUCAUCCUCUCUAUGGUACCGCCGGAGGUGAAGGACAGGCUCGUCACGGAAGCUCCUGACUCUGUGUGUGAUGCAGCAAAGUAUGACGCCAAAUGCAGCGCUAACAAUGAUUCGCCAGCCCCAUCAGAUAACCAGGUUAUAACAAAAACACAGAAUACUGAUACAAGUGCACCAGAGGCGGAACAAUCCAGGGCGGAUGACACGAACACUACCGAUAGCGGUAAGCCCCUGAAAGUCAGCUGCGAAGAGCGCAAUAUCACCGGCAUGGAGAAUUUCACUUUGCAAGUCCUCAAUGUGUCCCAGGACCUUAUGGAGAUGCUUAACCCAAACAGCAGUGAAUGCACCAUGGUCUUGUUCUUCACCCCUUGGUGUCGGUUUUCGGCUUCCCUAGCACCUCAUUUUAAUGCCCUGCCAAGAGCGUUCCCAACUCUGAAUUUUUUGGCACUGGAUGCUUCCCAGCACAGCAGUCUCUCCACACGAUUUGGUACAGUGGCUGUUCCCAACAUCCUCCUGUUUCAAGGCGCGAAGCCUAUGGCCAGAUUUAACCACACAGAACGAACCUUGGAGGCUCUCAAGUCCUUUAUAUUCAACCAGUCAGGAAUUGAAGCAGAGCCGGAUAUUGUGUUGACGGAAGCAGAUCAUGAAGGACCGUUGCCCUGCAACCCUCAGGCUGGCAUCGAUUGGCUGCUUGCUUUCUCCAUACUCUACGUGACCGUCUUCAUACUGUAUGCCACCCUACAGACUGAGAGCAUUCGCUGGCUCAUACCCGGGCAAGAGCAUGAACAUCAGGAGUAACGGCGCAGUGUGAACAAACAGCCGUAGCCUGGCUCGUGCGCCCAGCGCUGUGGGUCUCGGCGUCCCGUCAUUUACCAACCAGUGUGACUUACAGCUUUCAGGAUCAGCCAACUGUGAACUCCUCCGUAGGAAUGUUAUUAAGUUAUUUGUCGGUAGAACUGUCCUAUUCCUGAAAGUGGAAACUGGUGUACAUACAGUAUGUCACCAGCGUUUAUCUCUUAUGGAGAUCCUAUUCUGUAAAUACCACAUAAAACAAUACGGUGUGGAGUUUUC
Pseudophryne corroboree (corroboree frog) is the source of this 1414-nucleotide messenger RNA. It is a transcript of the gene TXNDC15, whose product is annotated as thioredoxin domain containing 15. Gene Ontology annotation, biological process: cilium assembly. The record is from RefSeq and is a predicted model, not a curated record. The transcript has 5 exons. Lineage: Eukaryota; Metazoa; Chordata; Amphibia; Anura; Myobatrachidae. Gene Ontology annotation, cellular component: cilium. The coding region runs from base 98 to 1141 and encodes 347 amino acids.